Molecule: messenger RNA, 2386 nt
Organism: Phaeodactylum tricornutum CCAP 1055/1
Lineage: Eukaryota; Bacillariophyta; Bacillariophyceae; Surirellales; Neidiaceae
Exons: 1
Coding region: 165-1547 (460 amino acids)
Molecular function (GO): hydrolase activity
Source: RefSeq, a predicted model, not a curated record
CUUUCACUUACCAACCAGAGUAGCAGGAACGGCAUAAACGGUACGCGUCGGUCUUGUACCGCAUAUUUGAUCCCGUUACGACAAAUGCGGCCUCGACGUGUCGGCUUCCUCUUGUUCUUCGCGAAAAGUGAAUCCUUGCAACUCACAGUCCAUCUCGAAACAAGAUGAGAUCAUCAAGUAGCGAUUUCGCUUCGAAAAACAACCAGCCGCUUCCGGCUCAGCCAAGCAUCUGGUUCCAUCCCGAAUAUACCUGGACGGAUGUAUGGAUAUCUAUGUUGAUGAAGCUGGUGCUUCCUCUCGGUAGGUUUGUGGACUAUUUUCACUUGACGAAGGACGCCGACGGAUCAAGCAUGCAUGCGUUGGUGCGGCGAUGUCGGGCUAGACUGAAUAGUAUGGAAGAAAUGGGUCUGAAAGCGGCAGGCUUUCAUAGAUGGGCCAAGGCCUGGGGGUGUCCUGUGGCAACCUUUGUUUGGAACGUAGACGCUAGUUCUGACAUUUUGGAAGAUUAUGGAUUUCCAAACGAAGAUCAUCACGGAAGCGGCGGGACAGACUUCUACGGUACUCAGCAAAGUAUAGCUCAUGUCUACCUACCGGCGCGACUCAUUCCAGAUGAACAUUCUUCAGUGUGUGAUCCAGAUAGCUUCGGUUUGCAAGCCCUACAGGCUAACCCGAAUAUAUCUUGGGACAGAAUCGACAACAGGAUACCUAUCGUGCUGCAUUUUCACGGUGGCGGGUUGACGCUUGGGAGUCCCGACCGUAUCUUGGAUGCGGUAGAACGCGUCCACGACGGGUUAAUUCAAAAGAAGCAAAACAACAAUGACCCAGACUUGAAUUUAAAGAUGGUCGUAUUGAUCAGCGCUGGAUACAGUCUGGCCCCGGAAAAGUCCUUUCCUGCCGCACCUCUGGACGCUCUCAAUAUUUUAGCCUUCGUGAUCGGAAAGUUCCCGAAUAAUCCUGUUCAUAUUUCGGGAACGUCAGCGGGGGGAUACUGUGCCUCUGUGGCAGCCAUGGAGGGUAUACGGCGCUUUCCGGGCCGUAUCGCAAGUGCGCUUUUGGUUUCGCCCAUGCUGGACCCCAAAGCCGAUAGUCUCAGCUAUUUCGCCAACGCGAACUCGGCCUACGCCUGCCCUGCGGGUUUUGUUCGUUACGGUUGGCAAGCUUUUUUUGAUCUUGAGAAAAAGGAGAGUGACGUCGAGGACAACAAUACCACGGAAAUAGAUGAUCCAUUGGCGUGUGGCUCGAACAGGACCAUAUGGGAGAAUUCAAAGUGGAACGUCUCUUCUUUAAAACGUUUAGCGUUACCCUUCUCGAGUGUUCCACAAGGCUUGGAUUCGUCGACGGCUCCUGUCUUUAUCGUCGGUACCAAUCGUGGUGAUGUAUUGUACAAUGACGGCUUGAUGGCAGUUGAGGCUCUUCGUCAAGCUGGGGCCAGUAAAGUGGAGCACGUAGAUGCUGGUGGUUGUCACGUAAUUGGAUAUUCAAACGAUUGCAAAGCGAAUGAAGCAUUGCUGGAUGCCUGGCGUCGAGCCGUUUUUCAACGUUCGUGAACGACUCGAGCUUUUUGUGCCUCUGUACUUGUUAGUAACAAAUAUUUCAGCUACUCUCAGUGGUUCUCAAGUCCCACUAUUGAACGACCGUGCGAUACAGCCAUUCUCACUGCCCAGCCUUCACAUCAAGAUAGAAAACAGGAAAAAGUCUAAAAAUCUAUCUAUUGAGCAGCUUUCGUUCAGCAUUCUCGGUCAAGAGCCUUUGACACUCUGUGCACUUAUCGUCGCAAUAUUCACUCUCGCUUUAUUUUCGGAGUGCCGGCGCAACCGGCUCGCCGACGAGCCAAAAGCGACAAUACGAAGAAAGUGUUUGGUCUCCCAUAGCGCUUUGUAGCCGCAACCAUCCAUCGGUAUUGGCCGCAAGACGCACCUCCGGAUCAAAGUGGUUGAAAUAUUUCAGGCUGUUCUUAAAAUAGUCCAGCGGAAGCUCCAAAUCAAAUGGCUUCAAACCGGCAAGGCUCGCGAACGUUGAUGUCAUCCAAAUGACACGUUCCGUAUCAUAUACGAUGCUCGAAGUAUCGCUAUCGCAGACCAUGUCUCCAGUGUGAGUGUUGAUGCGGUGCGACGCGUCGCAACCCAGUUGUACAUGAUCAGAUGCCAUGCGGACGCGACACUUUUGAUAGCCGAGUCUUGAAAAGUGGGCAACAGGUCGCUUCAGGGACAUCAGUUGCAUAGUUGAUUGUAUUGGUCGCUCAGGAAAAGCGGGUUCCUGGAGUAUGCAGUCUUCGUAGUUUCUUGGUAUAAGCGGUACCCGGGUGCAAAUAAGAGGGUGACCGUCGCGUAUGAUCGUAAUUUCCAAAGCAUUGUGUGAGGCGCUGAGCUUGAGCACGUCUGUUUUG